CGUGUAAAUGUUCGGUUUGUAAUCUUAGUGCGCCAAAUUAGAUAUCGACUUUGUUGGGUUAAUCAACACUGGAAUUAUUUAGCCACGGUAUAGUUAAACAAUGAGAUUUAGGGCUAAAAUAGUAGACUUUGGAUGCCUUAAUAAUUUCACACGUAUUGUGAAUACCAUCUCGAAACUGACAAAAUCGUGCACGUUGCAGCUCACUGUUGACAACCUAUACUUUAUGCUAUCUGACAAAGUAGCCAGUGGGGGAGUCAGCAUGUGGUGUGAAUUAUCUCAGGGCAGCUUUUUUGAUGAGUUCCAGCUGGAGGGCAUGGCACCAAACGCCAAUGAGAUAUACCUCGAGCUCAUCCCAGAGAACCUCUUGCGGGCCUUGAAGACGACUCAGAAUGCCAAGUCCCUGAAAAUCAAGCUGACCAAGAAGCACUGUCCCUGUCUCACUGUGGCAGCUGAUCUGCCUUCCCUGUCUAGCAAUAGCCGAGUCGUCACACACGACAUCCCCGUGGGUGUCAUCCCCAGGAAAUUGUGGCAGGACUUCAAGGAGCCCAGUGUUCCUGACUUUGAUGUUAGCAUUUACCUUCCUCCUCUGAAGACCAUGAAGAACGUCAUAGAUCGGAUGAAGAACCUGUCAAACUUUCUGGUGCUGGAGGCCAACAAAAAUGGUGAGAUGAAUCUGAGGAUUGAAACUGAGCUGGUGUCUGUUUCUACUCACUUCAAAGAUCUUGGAAACCCUCCUUGGGUUUCCACAGAUGGUGAUGGCUCCAAGGAAGGCAGUCAAGAGCGUACAAAGAUGGCACAGGUGCAUGUUGACAUUAAAAAGCUGCAGCAGUUUCUCGCAAGUCAGCAAGUCAAUCCCAGCAAGGCCAUAUGCAGUAUUGCCAGUGACAGAACUGUUCACUUCAUUCUGUUGCAUGAAGAUGUGUCCCUGCAGUAUUUCAUCCCAGCUGUUGGGUAAUAAGACUCUGGUACAGAGGAAAAUUGAACCAGCAAGGGCAUACUGGCAAGAUAGCGUAUUCUUGAGUAGAAAAGUGAGUACAUUUGCUUCAUUAGAAAGUAAGAAAUUCCACAUUUCAGCUUUAUGCCUACAUUAAACUAAGGACAGUUUCAACAUUUUGCAAAAUAUUCCAUUGUGGAAAUGAAA
Messenger RNA from Scleropages formosus (Asian bonytongue), 1141 nucleotides. It is a transcript of the gene hus1, whose product is annotated as HUS1 checkpoint clamp component. Gene Ontology annotation, cellular component: checkpoint clamp complex; nucleolus; site of double-strand break. NCBI's taxonomy places the organism in Eukaryota, Metazoa, Chordata, Actinopteri, Osteoglossiformes, Osteoglossidae. Gene Ontology annotation, biological process: mitotic DNA replication checkpoint signaling; double-strand break repair via homologous recombination; telomere maintenance. The transcript has 8 exons. The coding region runs from base 101 to 955 and encodes 284 amino acids. The record is from RefSeq and is a predicted model, not a curated record.